AUGACACACUCGUCUGUGCCGGCCAAGGACCUCCGGAUCCCUCGCGGAUCCACCAUCCUCGUGACGGGCGUGUCGGGCAUGAUCGCCGUGCACGUCGCCGACGAGGCGCUGAAGGCCGGGUUCCGCGUGCGCGGGACGGUGCGGUCGGCGGCGCGGGGCGACGAGGUGGCGGCGCUGCUGGGCUCGCCGGCGGCGUUCGAGUACGCCGUGGUGCCCGACAUGGCGGGCCACGCGGCCUUCCACGCGGCCAUGCGCGGCGCCGCCGCCGCCGUGCACUGCGCCUCCAUCCACGACUUCUCGGCGCGCCCCGCCGACAUGGUCCCGCCCACGGUGCGCGGCAGCCUCAACGUGCUCGACGCCGCCCUCGCCGCCGGCCCAGACCUCAGGAGCGUCGUCUUCACCUCGAGCACCGGCGCCGCCACCAGCCCCCGGCCCGGCGUCCGCUUCCACGUGGGCCGCGACACCUGGAACGACGCCGCGCUCGACCUCGUGCGCGACACGCCCCCCGACCGCCAGGCCGCCAUGGGCUUCGACUGGAAGAUGAACGUCUACCGCGCGGCCAAGGUCGAGGCCGAGCGCGCCGUGUGGCGCUUUGUCGAGCGCCAGAAGCCCCCCUUCGAUGUCAACGUCGUCAACCCCGGCAUGAACUUUGGCGGCGCCAAGGGGUCCGUGGGCGUCAGCGGAGCCCAGGUCCUCGGCCUGCUGGACGGCAAGAUGCCGCCCAUUCCAUCCUGUGAUCCCCAAAAAGUGUACAUGGUGGACGUCGUCGACGACGCGCGCAUCCACGUGGCGGCGGCCAUCGACGCGACGGUCAAGGGCCAGCGCAUCUUCGCGUGCGACUCGCCCUUCAACUGGCGCCUCGUCAUCGAGGCCAUGCAAAAGGCGCUGCCCGACGCGCAGCUGCCGCAGCCCGACCCGCACGAGCUGCUGGACAUCAGCACCGUCGACAACGCGCUCGGCGCCGAGCUGCUGCGCAAGUGGUGGGGCCAGCCCGGAUACAAGGGCCUGGAGCAGACCGUCCGCGAGACGGUCGGCAUGUGUUUGGCGCGCAGGAACGGCGAGUACAAGCGCCGCCAGCCGGCCCAGUGA
Lasiosphaeria miniovina is the source of this 1089-nucleotide messenger RNA. RefSeq lists its product as uncharacterized. Gene Ontology annotation, molecular function: oxidoreductase activity, acting on the CH-OH group of donors, NAD or NADP as acceptor. The record is from RefSeq and is a predicted model, not a curated record. NCBI's taxonomy places the organism in Eukaryota, Fungi, Ascomycota, Sordariomycetes, Sordariales, Lasiosphaeriaceae. The transcript is spliced from 2 exons. The coding region runs from base 1 to 1089 and encodes 362 amino acids.